Molecule: messenger RNA, 987 nt
Organism: Saccharomycopsis crataegensis
Lineage: Eukaryota; Fungi; Ascomycota; Saccharomycetes; Ascoideales; Saccharomycopsidaceae
Exons: 1
Coding region: 1-987 (328 amino acids)
Source: RefSeq, a predicted model, not a curated record
AUGAAUAAUGGCCCACAGAAACCAAGUACCCUGCGUUAUUCUGAAUACUAUACCAAGUUUUAUGAAUUGGAUCACACUCUAACAAAAGAAGAACGAAUUACUUUGAGAGACUACUUCUCAGAAAUUGGAUCAAAAUCGAGACUAGGAUGCAUUGCUGCGUUCGGUUUGGGAUUUGGAGCAGUUCUAUUCAGGAACCGAUCGAAGAUUAGCUCAGCAACUCUGCGUGUCAAAAUCUUGAGGAAUCAAAGCCCACACUUGACAAAUGAGGAACUCUUUGCCAAGUUGAAUGACCUACAAAAGCAAAAGCAGAAACAGAAACAGAACAAUAUUGGGGUCAAGGCUUUUCUCUGGGGGUUAGGUAGUGUUUUAUUGUUUUUUCCUGUCACGCUCAAAGUUUCGGAAAGUUCAGCUUACAAUGGGUUGGUUGCUAACCAUGCCCCUGUGGAUGGCGAGAAGGCUAAGGUCGUUAAAGUUGCCGAUUUGUUGAGCCAAAAUAACAAUAUUUUGCAAUGGAGAGUGUACUACGAAAUGACAAUCCGUCACCCUGAAAAAGCAAUAAAAGACCCAAGAUUGAACCAGCAAAACAGGAGAGUAAUUGACACGCAACAACAAUCUCAAAGACAACCAGAAACGAUGGAAUCGCAUGAGGAACCAUCGAUAGGGUUUUCUCAGGAAGUUAGAACUCCUGCUGCAGCUUCUCCAGAACCACUUUAUCCGAAAACAAUUGAUACAGCUCCGUCAGAUGACACACCUUCCUACGUUGAUAAUUAUCAAUCUGGCGAUGGCUUUGGAAAUAGAGACUCUGAUGAUGAUAUUUUUGAAAACAUGGGUCUUGCUGCUGGCGGUAGCUCCAAUUAUAGUUCUGCUAAGGGCAAAAAUGAAAAUACUUAUUCUUCCUCUUGGGAUAGGAUUAGAGCUGAAAACAAUGUAGAGGGUGGAAAUGAGGGCGGCUCUAGUUGGGAAAAAAUUAGAAGAAACUCGAAUUGA